CUUCAAGAAAGAGAAGAUAGUGUGUUCUAACUACAUCCAAAAUAUGUGAGUGAGAGUGUUUCAUCUUCCAAGUUCCAAUACCAAUAAACAAGGAACACACAAAAAGCCUAAACAACCUAAACACAAAACAAGAAGAAAAAAAAAAUGGGAGUGAUUAAAUCAGCCAUAGGAGAUGCAAUUCUAACAUCAAUAUUUGUUUUCUUCAUCUCAACAUUAAGAAUUCUCUCUACAAAAACAUCUCUUUUUCUCAACCUUCAACCACUUUCACUACCAGGCUUAUUCAUCACAACCAUCCUAAACACAAUAAUCAUCCUCACAAUAAGCCUUAUUGGAAGAAUCUUAGGUGGUGCUAGUUUUAACCCUUCAUCCACAAUUUCCUUCUACACAUUAGGACUAAGACCAGAUUCAUCUCUUCUAUCUUUUGCCAUAAGGUUUCCUGCUCAAGCAAUAGGUGGAGCUAUUGGCAUCAAAUCCAUCCUUCAAGUUAUACCAACAGAAUACAAAGACAUGGUGAAAGGUCCAUCUUUGAAGGUUGAUUUGCAUACAGGUGCUAUUGCUGAAGGGGUUUUGACUUUUACUCAUAACUUUGUUAUUCUUCUUGUUAUGCUUAAGGGUCCUAAAAAUCCUUGGUUGAAGGUUUAUUUGCUUUCUGUGGCUACUUUGGUUUUGGUUAUUAUAGGUUCUGGCUACACUGGACCUUCUAUGAACCCUGCUAAUGCAUUUGGUUGGGCUUAUAUGAACAAUAAGCACAAUACUUGGGAGCAAUUUUAUGUUUUUUGGAUAUGUCCUUUAAUUGGUGCUAGUUCUGCUGCUAUGGUUUAUCGGUUUCUAUUUAUGUCACCAGUUAAGGAGAAGAAAGCUUGAGUCGAGGGACUUUGUUCUAAAUUGCGGUCCACAAUCAUAAUUAUGGGCGUAUCAUAAAAGUUUUAGAGGUCUCUGCAACGACUUUUCCAUUGCUAUGACUAAAUAAUUUGCCUGUAUUUUGCAGCAAUAUCAAAGUUCGCAGCGUAACUGCAACAAUAGUUUAGAAGCAAGAGAGAGUGUGAACUAGUUAUGAUUCUACACUUUUUUUUUUGGUCAGGGUUAUGAUUCUACACUUUAAUUGAUGUCAUUUUUUUUUCUUCCUCCUAUUCUCUCUUCAACACUUUUCAGUUUUUGUUAA
Messenger RNA from Medicago truncatula (barrel medic), 1162 nucleotides. Its product is annotated as aquaporin SIP1-2. Gene Ontology annotation, molecular function: water channel activity. The record is from RefSeq and is a predicted model, not a curated record. Gene Ontology annotation, biological process: transmembrane transport. Lineage: Eukaryota; Viridiplantae; Streptophyta; Magnoliopsida; Fabales; Fabaceae. Gene Ontology annotation, cellular component: membrane. The transcript has a single exon. Bases 145 to 864 code for a protein of 239 amino acids.